Molecule: messenger RNA, 666 nt
Organism: Penicillium odoratum
Lineage: Eukaryota; Fungi; Ascomycota; Eurotiomycetes; Eurotiales; Aspergillaceae
Product: double-stranded RNA binding motif domain-containing protein
Exons: 1
Coding region: 1-666 (221 amino acids)
Source: RefSeq, a predicted model, not a curated record
AUGUCGCCUGAUCGAUCAAUGAGGCAUUCACUAUUCAAGGCUUUAGGUCUGGCUGUUAAGAGCACAUCAUUUGAUCCGAAACGAAUUAUGACUAUCAUGAAUAUCUUGACAGCAUUUUGCCCUUGUUAUCCGGAAUCUACCUCCCAAAAGGAAGAUAUCGCAACUUCGAUGAUCAAUGGAAUAUCAUCACCUCAGCCUGCCACAGAUCUUACUGAACGCCAAUCCCCUUCGCCUCAGCCUGCCACAGACCUUGCUGAACGCCAUUCCCCAACGCCUCCCCCUGCCAUGGAACAUACCGACCGCCACUCGCCUUCGCAACAGCCUGUCAUGGGACAUGCUGAGCGCCAGUCCCCUUCUCCUCAACGUACCAUGGAACGUCCUGAACAUCACCCGCCAGGUGACGCUCAGAUCAAUACAGGGCAGACUCAUGAUGACCACGAAUAUACAACUGCUUUGAAAGAGAAGGGAGAUGCUGAGUCCUAUUCGCCACAUUAUGACGUGACUCCACUGAGCCUAGAACCACCAAGAUGGAGUGCUGUGGUUGAAUAUAACGGAUACAGGUCUUCUGCUGAGGGAAGUACAAAAAAAGCAGCAAGGCAUUCUGCUUCCAAGGCGCUCUGGUUGCAGAUGACAGGAAGUUCGGUCAUCUUGGAGAGGAGCUUCUAG